CAGCUCCCAGGACUUUUGUGAUCGCUGCCGCUCUCUAGUGCCCCGGAAGCUGCCGCUUCUCGGGGGUCAUGAUGGGCAGCAAGAUGGCGUCUGCUAGCAGGGUCGUUCAGGUAGUCAAGCCACAUACUCCAUUAAUAAGGUUCCCUGACAGAAGAGACAAUCCUAAACCCAAUGUAUCAGAAGUUUUGAGAUCAGCAGGACUCCCAUCUCAUUCUUCUUCAAUUUCACAGCAUUCUAAGGGAAGUAAAUCAUCAGACUGGCUGAUGCAUCAGGGUCCACCAGACACUGCAGAAAUCAUAAAAACGUUACCUCAGAAAUAUAGAAGGAAACUUGUAUCUCAAGAAGAAAUGGAAUUUAUCCAACGUGGAGGUCCAGAAUAAUUACUGACACUGAAGCUGCUGUUGUUAUCAAACAAAAGAAUAGUCUUUACAAUAAAGGACUUCCAAAAUGACAAAUGAGAAAUUGUACAUUGAACAAUUUUAAUAAAUAUUCUGUAAAAAGAAAAAAAAAGAAAAGAAAUAUAGAAAAUUUAGAUAGACACUUGUAUCUCUUAAUUUAUGUAUCUUGGUCGGCUUCUCCACAAGCUUACCUAAUUGUUUAUAUACUUUAUACUUAUUAAAGUACACAUUUUAAAAUG
Molossus molossus (Pallas's mastiff bat) is the source of this 637-nucleotide messenger RNA. RefSeq names its product mitochondrial ribosomal protein S36 (gene KGD4). The record is from RefSeq and is a predicted model, not a curated record. Gene Ontology annotation, biological process: 2-oxoglutarate metabolic process. The coding region runs from base 69 to 380 and encodes 103 amino acids. The transcript has 4 exons. Lineage: Eukaryota; Metazoa; Chordata; Mammalia; Chiroptera; Molossidae.